Molecule: messenger RNA, 4409 nt
Organism: Conger conger (European conger)
Lineage: Eukaryota; Metazoa; Chordata; Actinopteri; Anguilliformes; Congridae
Gene: scnm1
Product: sodium channel modifier 1
Exons: 8
Coding region: 396-1340 (314 amino acids)
Biological process (GO): RNA splicing
Cellular component (GO): nucleus
Source: RefSeq, a predicted model, not a curated record
CUAUAUCGAUUCCACAUAAGCGAGCUGGAAUUGCGCUCAAUCUUAUUAGACUCUAAGUAAAGUUUGAAGUUCUUUAGUACGUUUUAGUAUGUCUUGCACCCUGCAGGGCUAACGUUUUGUCAAGAGAGGAAGCUUCCUUGAUUAGCAUAAUUGCCUUGCUUACAAUCAUGCAACCAGCACUAUUUAUUUAUUUAAACGCUAAAUUGAAGGCCUGAAAUCUCCAGUUAUGUACAAUAAUCCAUAUAGACAGUAGCAACAAACGACUACAUGUACACUCCUGUACACUAGGUGGCGGUAACUGUAAACUGUUGGUUUAGAAAAUUAAACAAAGAAGAAGAAAACCAAGCCCGUGGAAUUGAAAUUAUUGCUAGCUAGCAGCUGAAGGUCUCGACAUAAUGUCAUUUAAAAGGGAAGGAGAUGACUCCAGUCAAUUAAACAUUCUUAAGAAACGACGUGUUGCAGAUCUCCUGUCAAACUUCAUACCUGAAGAUGAAGCUGCCUUGAUGAAAAAUGGAAGGUACACCUGCUUAGUGUGCUCUUACCGUCCUGUAUUUGACACUGUUGACAUGCUGACGGUCCACAGAAAAGGAAAGAGGCAUCUUGAAGGACUGAAGUGGUUUUAUGGAAAGAAGACAACGUUACAUAAUGAAAUUGAGAAACGUAGGCAUCAGAAUUAUGUUCAAGCUGAAGAAGGAAAGCAGAAUCUUUCUCAGGAAGAAGGGAAAGCUGCUCCUUUACUCACACAGACCCGUAAUAUUACCCAUCAUGCCCUGCUGAAGUCCAUACCCUAUAGCAGCUGCCACAAGAAAAUUAGCUUGAAGUUUGAAAAAGGCUCUACUAGCUCUGGUCUGCAUUGUCAAACUGUCAUCCCUCCCACCAACAAAUCUUCACCACUGAACCAGAUAUCAUGUCCUGAGGUGGUGGGUGCUGUAAUUAAGGAAACCAGAUCAGUCCCGUCUUAUUGUAGCAGUACAAAAGGCCAUCAGACACACCCACAAGCCCUGAAAAAACAGGAAGCAGUCAAGAAAAAGUCAAGGCCCACAAUUACCUUGGACCCAGAACCCAUAUCAGCAGAGAGACGUAGAGAGCUGGAUCACUAUCUCAAACUGAAAAGCUCUGGAUGGCUGCAGGACAGAAGCGGCGGUUGGGUAAAGGAUGAGAACGUGGAAUUUGACUCUGAUGAGGACCAGCCCUCUCCCCUCCCCCCUCUUCCCCACAACACUGAGUCAACAGACGUCCCAGAGCAGGAUCAGCGCUCUCCCAUGACCCCUCAUCCCAAAAGCACAGAGCCUGCCUUUUCCCAACCUGGCAGCCUCCCAGAGGACAGGUGCAAGCGCUGAAGAGAAUCCAUCACCAGAUCUCCGUUUGCUGUUGCCACCUGGAGGAAGGACCACGAGGAUGCUAUUUUCAGCACCCUGUGUUGUUCUUACGCCCCGAGUUAGUUUGCUUUAAAUACCUUCCAUUAGAACUAAGCCCAGGCCAGCUUAUUCUAAAUCAACAGCAGAUAUUCUACUAUUAGUGCUAAUCUUGACGAGAGCUGCCACUGGUUAUUCACGGUAUGGUCAUUCAUACUCCCACAACUGUCCCCUUUGAACAAAUCUAAUUUCCCCAAGGUUUAAAGGGAGUGAGAGGGCUAUAUUUAGAGUGGCUAGUUGAGUCCUAGAAAUUGGAUCUAUGUUUAGCCUAGAUUGCAGCAUGGUGGCAUGGAUUCUGAGUUGCUGCGAAGAGUUUGUCUGGGAGGAUAGUGCCAGUGUUUUCUGUUCAAAGUUCAUUUUGUAUUAUGAAGUGCCUAUAGAAACUAUUUCUGAAACGGUACAUGUAUUGAUAUGUGGAGAUGUUUAAUGUUCAUUGGUUGAAUUUGAUUUGAUGACCGCAGGAUGAUGGAUUAUAAAAUUCUUCACAUGAUCCUCAGGGCUCAGAAUUGCAAAUAUCGAAGUGAUUACUUGAAGGAUGUUUUAUGUACUUAUUUAUGCAAAUGGUUGUUUAUUUAUCUUCAGCAGGUUUCUGUCUUGUUUUUUGUAUAUGCAUAAUAGUCAUGCUUAAAUGAGGGACUGCUUUUAUAUAUAUAUAUAUAUAUAUAUAUAUAUAUACAUGGACCAAAUUUGCAGAGGUGUAUCUAAGAUAUCAGGAUACAGCACUUAAUGGGAAUGUGGGCAAUUAUUAUUCCAAACACUUUCGCUACCAAUCAUUUGUGCCAUCAGUAAUAACCAUUAAAAUAAUGUCCAUAAGCAUUGCUUAUGAUUUCUGGGUGAAGAUUUAAUCUUUCGCUAUACAGUAUGACCUGGGAAACUGAUCAAUGACAGAUCAAAGAUGUGUACAGAGUUACCCGGUCUCUGCAGUUUCAGUCUUCCCAACAUAUUUAUUACAGCAUAAUAAAACCUGUAUCAUCUGUUGUGAAUUAUGCUUUUGGUUGAAAACAAUGUGGGGGCCACUGUGCUAGCAUUGUGUUUGAAGCUGGAAGUCCUGCAGUGUCCUUCAAAUUGGAAUCACCCAUCAGUUUAGCUAUAACUGCCUGUGUGGGAAACAAAACCCUUUCUUGUGGCCAGUAUGCAAAGGAAUUCUGAGUGGGUGAGAUGUCAUUGAACAUACUGUGCAUGUAAUUCUAUUUUUGUCUAUUUAUCCAAUUGUUGAUGAAAGCCAGAAGGGAAAAAUAUGGUGUGUGCCAACACCAGCUGUAGGUCUGGUUCAGCUGAAUGUCAUGAUGGUGUCUGCAGGAGCAGCUCCCCUGGCGCAUUCUGAGGUUGAUCAUUAGAGGAAAUCCACACCAUGCUACGCAGAACAGCGCACUGCUUACAGCUGGUAGGCCCGACUUUCCACUGUAGCUCCAACUCAGUUUUACUUACUGAGUUGAGCUUCAGUUUGAUCCAAAAUGCAUAGAUGGCACACAGUAAGAUUUAUUUGAUAAGGUGAAAGUCCCGAAAGGUUAGCAGCUGUUCUGGAGAGAUCUGUAAAUCUCCAAUUUAGCUUUUCUGGAUGCGGCCUCCUCCACCCGCCUUAUAAAAGCCAGAGUAUUUUGAGCACUUGUAACCCAACCCCCACUGAGUUGGUUUCUUCCGCUGUUUACCCUCCAAGCUGUUGGUAUAAAUAGGCCAGGUGAAGAAGGGGUCUGACAUACCCUUCGUCGUCAUUGUAUAUUUGUGCAGAAAGUGUUUAAGUCACCUAGAGGCACAGAUCUAUAUACAGUUAGCGGUGUAGCAUGUGCCCCAUUUUGGCUGCGUUUAUUUUUCAUCUGUCACCCAGUGUGUCCUGUACUGCACUCUAUGACCAGACCAAUGUAACCUCAAAAUAUUCCACAUUUUCUUUAGUAUAAGAAAUGGCAAUUAUUGAAUAUGAUCCAAACAGUUUGCAUUUCACAAUUCUGAGUUGAUUAAACAAGACUGCAUAAACCAUGAAGAAUUGAAGCAUUUUAUUAAAAUUAUUUACAGAAAAAUGAUUGAUUGACUGAAAUGUAUGAUUAGUACAGAUUUGAAAUUUAGUGCAAAUGUAGGGAUAUUUUGGUGAAAUUUGGUUUUCCAUUCUCCUUUUUGUUAGUCUCGCAUACUACAUAAUAUCAAGAUUUUCCACCCUUCAAUCAAUAACUCCUAGUACAGAUCCCUUCAUUCCAGAUUCAAACAAAAACCAUGACCGAUAGAAUCAGUAUAUUGUUGAAUGGAAAUCUUUGGCCUGGAAAGGAUAACACUGGACCAUGUGAGGAUAGAAAAACAUUAUAUUAAUUGGCACAAAGGGUAACUGGGUUCAUCGUAGUCCUCUGGCAGAGCUGGUGUUGAUUGAGGUUUCAGGCAUGGAGGCAUAAUGUGUUGGAUCUCCAGAGAGCACGGGCUUGGCAGCUCUAAGAUCAUAUGGGCUUCUUUCAUCUUACUCUCUGUUGGCGAACUGGAAGAAACAAUUCUAGACUAAAUGGAUACAUCAGGCAUGCACAAUAGCUUGUCCUUUUGUCUUUCUAUCAAUCACAGAUUAUAAAUAUAACUACAAUUCACUGGUCAAUAAAAUCCACCAAAUACUAAUUAGAUGAGUCAUUUAAUACAAUGCAUGUGUCUUUAAGAUAAAUAUUUGGAAGCCCUGAUGAAUCCACUAUUUAAGUCUCUGAAAAACUACUCUUGUCUCUUUUCCAUUUAGGCAAUGAAUGACAUUGAAUUCACUCAGAAGUGAUUGGAUUGUGCUGUAAUUAGCAGAAAACAGGACAGGCGGUGCCCAGACAGAUGGGCACGGACAUACGGAUGUCGGUGUUUCUGGUGAUGGCCAUGGUUGCCCUGGCGCGGGGGCCCUGCUGGCUGAAGUGGUACCCAAUUCUCACGAUGGCCGGGUUGUUCUCCAGCAUGCUAGCGAUCUCCAUUUCCACAGAGUCUCCUAACUGCUGUCUCUGCAGGCAGAUGAAGGACAGAACCGUGAUAAAACCAGACCUUCUGUGA